This is a messenger RNA of Triticum aestivum (bread wheat), 3493 nucleotides long. RefSeq lists its product as uncharacterized. The coding region runs from base 338 to 3493 and encodes 1051 amino acids. NCBI's taxonomy places the organism in Eukaryota, Viridiplantae, Streptophyta, Magnoliopsida, Poales, Poaceae. The record is from RefSeq and is a predicted model, not a curated record. The transcript is spliced from 4 exons.
AGAAAUCGCAUAUAUCGUGUCGUGUGCUAGCUAGCUCCGUUGAGGUGACACGGGCCACACCCACCACCACUCCAUGGCCAUACCAUAACAACUCCCUCUCUCCUCCGUCUCAAUCACUUGCAGUUCGGCCGCGCUCUUAUCUUACGAGGUGUAUAGCUGGACCAGCCGAUUGAUCAAUCCAGGGAACACAGGGAGCAGGUCCAUCAUGGUCAUGGCUUAGCCGAUUGUUGAUAUAUCAUGGGCUAGAUCGUCCGUCGUCCCCGAUCAGUUGCGGUUGCGCCAUCUUCUGCUGAUCUGCUGCUCUUUCUUCAACUACGUCGGAAGGAGCUUUUUCAUCAUGUUAAGAAAGAUUACUCCAUUUCGGAGUAUUGCUGCAACAGACGUCGAUGGCGCUAGAGAAGAAGUACUUGAUAUUGUUCAGAAAAACAUUGACCAGAAUAUCAUUUAUUUUGAUGGCUGGAGUGGUUUUGGGGCAGCGGCAGUGCUUAGAUCCAUAGCACAAGCAGUUCCAGCAAUGAAAGCUCCUCCCCCAGAAUUACAGUUUGGUAGAACAAUUUACAUAGAUUGUUCGACCUGGAUAAGCAAAAGGGUGAUGCAGAGAAGAAUUGCAGAGCAGCUAAAACUUGACCGUGCCACCAUGGCCUUGUUUGACAAGCAGGAUGAGGAGGAUGACAUCGAUGGGGUGGACCAAGGCUCCAGGGAUGUGAUAUGGAAGGUUGCUGCAAUAAUUGACCAAACCCUGAGAGAAAGUAGAUUUCUGAUGAUUUUUCUUAAUGGAAGUGACGAGGAGGUUUUCUUAAGCCAGUUUGGUAUUCCAGAAUAUCACUGCAUAAUAAUAUGGGCUUUUAGAAGAUGUCUUUUUACCAUUCAUGACCCCAGCAAGAUACUAGAUAAGUCAAGAUAUGUACGUCUUUUCAUUACCUGCAACUACUGGGCCAUCAAUUUGACAAGUUCACAGAUUUAUGCAGUGUUUCGUGAAGAGACUGAUAGCAUAGUUGCAUGCUACCCAUGUAUGUGGGACAUCGACCCAACAGUGGUUACAGUUUGUUGUCUCUACAGAUUACUAAUGCAGCACAUUUUCCAGAGCAAGACUAUAUUUGCUUGGACUUCAGCUCAUGCUCCCAAGUAUUGGAUGUGUGAUGGCAUCAUUCAAGGGAGUAGAGCAAAGGAGAUAAGUAAUGUGUUGCAGAAAGAAAUAAGUUUUUCUGAGUGUGAUGCCUAUAGACACAAGGUGGUGUGUGACAAAUUCAAGGAAGAUCCGAAGAAUCCUUUAGUGGUGGUUACAGAUGACAAUAUGCCUUUCAGAAAGGGGUCUCCCCGUUGGGUUUCCAUCACCUUGAAAUACAAGAAACUACAGGAGGAUACAAAAACUCUACUGGCAAGGGCAUCAUCCAUCUUCAUACAAUUUCAAGAAACUAAUAGCUCGUCUGGAUUACCAAAUGGCUUGUUUCAAGGUUGCAACAACCUUGCAGUGCUUACUCUGUCUUAUUGUUCCUUCAGUUUUGCAUCACCUCCUUUCCUCCACUGUGAAAAAUUAAGAUUCCUUGGAUUAGACCACUGCACAGAUCUCAAUAAGACUAAGCUUGAAGAACAGAACUGCAUCACCAAUUGGACAUGUCUGCAUAGCCUGUGUGUGCUUGACCUACACUACACAUGUUGGGAAGAGAUUUUAUCGGAGGAAAAGGUGGAUCUUAUGGCCAACAUAUUGGAGCUAAACAUAGAGGGAGUCAGGGGUUGGCAGUACACGAACAAAUUACAGAAAAGGCUGCCUUACCUUCAAAGGCUCCGAAUUAUCAAACCUCCAUGUCAAGCCAACAAGACAUCAAUGGACAUCAACGAGUCAUUUAGAGACAAGACAAAGCUAGAAAUACUUGAUUUUUCUGGUAACAGUGACAUGGAAAACCUACCAACAAGCCUGUCAAUGGCAAGAAAACUUGAGGCGCUUGUUCUUGAUGGUUGUUGUGGGCUAGAAAAUGUUGUGCUGGCUAACUCCUCUCUGAGGUCAUUCAGUUUUGAUGCUUAUGGAGCAGCAUCCCAAUGGACAUCAGCCACUGAGCUACUAGCUCCAGAAAGUUCUCGCCCAAAGUGUUCAUCUGCUAAUGUAGAUAAGAAGGAUGUCAAAACCUCCAAGAUAUCCCUGGAAGGGUGCGCACAGUUGGAAAAUUUGUUUUUGCGUGAGCUACCCAAUCUAGUGGAGCUAGACCUUUCAGGAUGUGUAAUCAAGGUAUUUGACUUCAAAACUAUGGUGGUGGAUGUUCCAAAUCUCAAAAGACUCUUUCUAUUGGGUUGUGAGCACCUUUGUUCAAUAAGGUGGGGCUCAUUUGCAGAUGUGCAAGCACAGAAGCUGGAGUUGCUCUGUAUAGACACACGGCCAUGUCUUGGGAAGGUACUUCGGCCAUCAAUUGUGCAGCAUAAAUUCCGGUUGCAAGUCCAUGCUAUUAUUGCGGAUGCUAGGUUUGCUCGGUCAUUGGCAUCUCUGAUACUUGGUACACUGCCAAUGGCCGGUGCUUACUGUUUUAAUAUCAGCAUCACCUCUCCAAGUGUCUCUGCGGGGGUUGCUCAACCUGAAGAACCCAACAGUGGAAAUAUUGUUGUAGCGGCAGCGGCACCCUAUGGUGAUAUCUGCAAUGAGGUUGGCCCGGUGUGGGACUUCCCACAGCCUCCAACAUCACAGUUGGACCGUCAUAUUGAGAUUGGUGAUGGGAGCUGUGGUGUGGAGAGUGAAUUGCAAUUGCAUAGAUAUUAUUCGUUACCUUCUGUGAUGAGAGAGUUUGCCCAGUCCUUGCAUGUGCAUGAUUCUUCUAUUAGAGGCCAUGCCAUGCCUGCAGGUUCUAUGGAGCGCCUUAGGUGGUGCCGAGUGGAGAGGUGCCCCAACUUGGACACUGUCUUUCCUCGUGGUGGAUAUGCCUAUGAAAUGGUAGGUUGCCCUUAUCUGGAGAUCAUCUGGGCAUCACAUCUCUUGAUGGGCCGUUGCAUUUGGAUGAAAGGCUCCAGCUAUGGUUACGACUUCACAAGUCUGCAACAUCUGCACCUUCAUUCAUGCCCAAGCCUGGAGUACGCGCUUCCAGUAUGCAAGGGUAGCUCCUUCCCCAGCUUGAAGACCCUCUACAUCAUCCGCUGCGGCGGCCUCGUGCACGUAUUUGUGCAAACCAGCAAGGAGCAUCCUCCUAGCAGCAGCGUCGAGUUCCCGAAGCUGACCACGAUCCACCUGCACGACCUGCCGUCGCUGCAGCAGGUAUGCGAGGCCGCCGAGACACAGGCGCCCGCACUGGAGAGCACAAGGAUCAGGGGAUGCUGGAGCUUGUGCCGGCUGCCGGCCUUGAUGGGCCGCGAGCCAGGCAUGAGGAGGCCGGCGGUGGAGAUAGAGAAGGACGUGUGGGACGCUCUGGAGUGGGGCGGCGUGGACUCGGGGCACCACCCUUCCCUCUACGAGGCGCCCGUGCAGUCGCGGCACUACAAGAGGCCCAUGCCCAGGGGCACCGUUCUCAGGUGA